GUGAGUGUAACGUAAACAGGCAAUGCGAUAUGGCUGACGACGAUUUACCAAGCGACGUGUUGUACCAUCCCGUCAAGACCCUGGGAAGAGGUGCAUUUGGCGAGGCAGUUCUCUAUCGACGUGUAGAGGACGAUUCUCUAGUCGUGUGGAAGGAGAUCGACCUGAGUCGUGCCUCUGAGAAAGAGCUGCGGCGUGCGAAGCAGGAAGUGAGCGUUUUGUCUCUGAUGAAUCAUCCCAAUAUCAUCACCUUCUACAACGACUACGUCGACGGGAGGACGCUGCUGAUCGAAAUGGAAUACGCCAAUGGAGGGACGCUGCAAGAACUGAUCAAAUGUCGUGUUGAGAUGUUUUCUGAAGAGAUUAUCUGGUGGUACUUCUUCCAAGUGGCUUCUGCUGUGAAGCAUAUCCACGAGCAUGGCAUUGUGCACAGAGAUAUAAAAUCAGCUAACGUUUUUCUGACCAAGUCAGGCUUGUGCAAACUGGGAGACUUCGGUUUGUCGUUGAUUAUGGAGGAUACAAGACAAAUGGCCGCUUCGAAUGUGGGCACGUAUUUCUAUAUGGCUCCAGAAGUUCAUCUUGGUCGUUUGUACAACCAAAAAGCUGAUAUCUGGUCUAUUGGAUGUGUGCUGUUUGAGCUGUGUGAACUAGAUAUACCGUUUAGAACAUCUAACCCUGCAGGUUUGGCUUUGGAAAUUGUGGAAUCUGAUAUCCCACUCAUUCAUCAGCAGUACACUGGUGAUCUACAGAAUUUAAUCAAGUCUCUGCUGACUAGGAACCCGGACCAGAGGCCGACCAUAGAUGAUGUCUUAGAAACUCCGAUAGUGAAGGCAACGAGAGCUGACAUGGAAAUCAAGAUAUCACAGUUGGAUGAUGCCAGCAGGAAGAACUCUCGAUCUAUGUCUGAGCGUUCCAGCAGAUCUUCAGUGCCUGUAGUUGCAACACUGACUAGUGAGGUGUAUUGUUGGGGUGGUGGGAAACAGACCCCCAUGAGACUGGAUGAAUUUAGUCACGGAAAAGCAGCAUUGAAGGUUUCUGCUGGAUACUCUCAUUUUGCAGUCGUAACUGUUGAAAAGGAACUCUACACAUGGACUAGCUGGCAGGGUGGAGGGGUCAUGUAUGGUCAACUGGGUCACGGUGACAAGGCAUCAUAUCGUUCACCGAAACUUGUUACUACACUGGAUGGUAUCCCAGUUAGACAUGCUGUUUGUGGAGAAGACUUCACAAUUUGUCUCACAGAGGAUGGUGAAGUGUACGCAUGUGGGUCUGAUUACUGGGGCUGUCUUGGCCAAGGUCAACCUGUUGAACAGGAGCAGUCCUACACAGUUCCUGUACCAGUCUCAUUGCCUGAUCAUCUUCAAGUUGAACAGAUUGCUUGUGGAGAUGCUCAUGUGGUGGCACUUACAAGAUCCAAAGAAGUAUUAUCAUGGGGAUGUGGAGAGUUUGGACGACUGGGAUUGGGUUCAGAGAUGAACGUGUCUUCUCCUCAAAAGGUGAAUGUUCCGGGUCGGAGUCCUGUUAUUGCUGUAUGCUGUACAAGAAGAGGUUCACUACUUUUAACAACGAAUGGUAGAGUCCUUGCUUGCGGAGACAAUGAGUGCAACCAGCUUGGUCUCAAUGUUCCAUUGACAAUUCGAAGUAGUAAAACUAAGGGCGCACAGCUGGUAAGUUACAAAACGUUACCAUCACAAGUAAAGUCACUCAGCAGGUACCACAUCUCAUCGUUAGCGUGUGGCAGCAGGCACUCAGCUGUUAUUAGUGAUACUGGUCGACUGAUAACGUUUGGAUCUAACAAGCAUGGGCAACUGGGCACUGGAGAUUUGAAAAAGUACCACUCACCACAUAUUGUUGAAGGGGAACUUCUAGGCAAGACUGUCCUUAAAGUGGCAUGUGGGGAUGGCUUUACAGUUGCUGCUACAUCCGACAAUGUCUUGUAUUCUUGGGGUAUUGGCGAUAAAGGGCAGCUUGGUACGUCAUUACCAGAUGGUAGAAAGACAGUGUUGUUGCCCAGACCUGUAUUUGGGUCGUUGUACUCAAUACCCGAGUUAUCAUGUAGACAUUGGCAUACAAUUAUGAUUGCAGAACGUGUUACUUCGUCAAGAACCAUUAGCAGUUCUAGUGACAACACUGUUCAAUCUGAACCUUCUCUAAAUGGAGAGAACGUAGUGUUUGUCAGUGUCAAUGAUUCAAAGAGUCAUUCUCAGAUUCAGGCGAACAAUUCUGCUGACUCAACCAGCCUUCCAUCAUGGCUGAGAAGAGAGUGGGAAGACGCAGUUGCUAGACAAUCGAUUGAUAAGCGCCAGCAUGGAACAAUGCCACUUUUAGAGGACACUGCAGCUUGGACAGAAAAACAUUUGGUAACUAGGCCACAUGCUCCCAGCAGGUCUUUAGAUGCAGGCCGACCAACAAUUCCCCAACAGCAGUCUAGUGGUACUGUUUGUAAGUCUUCAUCAAUGGAUCGACUUCAUGCCAUUCAAAGGGCAACUGCUUCUGCUUCUGCAACACUGACAAUAACUAAUUCUGGAAGUGUAAUAGUCAAGAGCCAGGAUGCUUUGGCCGGAAACACCAGAGCGAUGAGUGAAAGUUCUGGGAAACUCAAUGGUGACUGCAAGUUGAAAGUGAAGUCUGAUGAUGUUGGAAUGCUGGCUGGUGAAACAGAUGCUCAUGGGCUUGUCCCUUCUUGUCUUGAUAUGGCAUUGUAUAAUGACACAACAGGACAGACUGAGAAACGUGGGGAAGAGGUGCAGAAACGCGGGGAAGAGGUGCAGAAACGUUUGAAGAGAAAGCACAAAGCGCCCGUAAGAACCUUUUCCAUGUCAGUAGCCGACCACAAGUUUGUCAUGGAUGAGAUCCAGUCAUUAGCUGAGCAAAUUCAACUAGAUUUAGAACGCCCUGAAUCAGAAAGUGGAGAAACUUUAUCUGAGUCAAGCAAUGAAGGUAGCAGAGUGAGGCAGGAUAGUUUGAGUGAUUAUGAUCAGCUCUUACUUCGAGAGCUUCGAAAGUUAAAGGCUCAAAAUGACAAGAUGAAAGACACAAUUGAGAAACAACGUCGACAGAUUGACAAGUUAACAGAUGAGAACAAGAUGAGAAGGCAGAAGGAAGAUGACAUGUGGCGACUACUAGCCAACUGGACUUUCGACUGUCGUGUUGCUCUAGCAGUUGAUUCUCCCAAGAGAUCUGUUGUUGCCAGUACAUGGGAUGUAUAGCCACAACUUUAUAUACUCAACUUUCUUUACUUAUACCUCAAGUUUACAUUGAGAUAUUGAAUGAAUUUGAUAAAUUGCAGUACUGUAACGCUUUUAAAGAUUUUCAAGGAAGUGUAAUGAAUACAAAAGUGAAUUGCUAAUUACAUCAGUGGGGA
This is a messenger RNA of Corticium candelabrum, 3358 nucleotides long. Its product is annotated as serine/threonine-protein kinase Nek9-like. Gene Ontology annotation, biological process: protein phosphorylation. The transcript has 28 exons. Gene Ontology annotation, molecular function: protein kinase activity; ATP binding. The coding region runs from base 30 to 3203 and encodes 1057 amino acids. The record is from RefSeq and is a predicted model, not a curated record. NCBI's taxonomy places the organism in Eukaryota, Metazoa, Porifera, Homoscleromorpha, Homosclerophorida, Plakinidae.